Molecule: messenger RNA, 1648 nt
Organism: Cercocebus atys (sooty mangabey)
Lineage: Eukaryota; Metazoa; Chordata; Mammalia; Primates; Cercopithecidae
Product: chromosome unknown open reading frame, human C20orf173
Exons: 3
Coding region: 324-1148 (274 amino acids)
Molecular function (GO): beta-galactoside (CMP) alpha-2,3-sialyltransferase activity
Source: RefSeq, a predicted model, not a curated record
UUAUCCAUAAAUAUUUAUUAAAUAAUUCUAAGUCUUAGAGCUGCAGAGGUGAAGAAGAGAGACUAGCUCAGCCCCUGUCCUCAUGUAGCUUACAUCCAGUGGAGGUUGUUUGGGUGUCAGAGAAAGGUGGUGGCUUUUUCCAGGCAGGCUAAAGGAGCGAGGUCACAAUGUGUACUUUGUGAUGAGAUCUAUUAUAUAACUGGGAUAACACCAAGGGCCCCACUGAGGUAUUCCUUCCCCUCGCAGGACUAGCCACAUGCUGUCUCUCUGCCCUGGCCUCUUCCACCCCAUGCCUAGUCAGGGUCCUUUUUUGGGGUGAGCAAAUGGAUAGUGAGGCAGGAGAGGAGGGGUUGGAAGGAGGUGGAGGUUGGAGGGAUGGGGAGCUGUGGAGGCCGACAGGACAGAGGGAAGCUGGUGCUGCCUGUGGCCUCAGCCCCUCGUCCUUCCAGGUAGAGAAGCCAGUCUGCGGCCCACCACGGGAGCCACCACCUGGGUCAGACAUGAAGCGCUGGCAGAUUUUUGUCCUGUGGGUUUUUUGGAUGCUCAUCCUCUGGCUGAUGACCCCCUAUCUGGAUCUGACACCUGAAUCAGCACCCCAGGAAAAACGAAUGUACUUGGUACUACGGCGUUGCAACUGCCCUUGGUUCAGUUCGGGGAAGUGUGGCUGCCCUUCUGAGACCCUCAACUGCUCCUCCUGCGGCUACACAGCCCACAAAUGGAACUGGCUUGAUACAUGCUCCAGGAAGACCACGGGGUACCUGUUGAGGACAAGAGAGUCUAUGACCUCUGACACUGUGCCCUGGUGGUUGGGCAUGAACUCAGGAAGCCAGCUUGAGAAAUGGUGGAGGAAGCUGUCUAAAGUGAUUCCCAGGCUCUCGGUGAGCCAUUUUGAUUUCUAUUGUGGGACUUGUGUGCUGUUGGGGUGCCCACAUACCUUGCAGGGCUUCACCCUUGGCAACGACAUCGACCAAUACCCUGUGGUUUUCAGGAAUGCCAGUGACCAGGGCUCCUGGAUGCAGCUGGAGAUGCUGCUGCAGAAGCUCUCUGACCUGGUGUGGACUUCAGAUGAUCUAAGUGAUGAGGUGAUGGAGGAGGUGUCCCCAAACACUCUCUGUGUGGGGGUGAGGGGAGGUCACUGCAGGGAAUAACAGCAGGGACUCUGGGAAGACCUUCUAUUGGCUUAGUGGAGACACUUGCAGGACUUUCCCAGGUCUUAUGGCCCAAACUCCUCCACCUUCAAUUCUUUCUCAGAUUUUGGAAGAUGGUCUGGUUCCCUAGUGGAGUGGAAGAUAGCAAAGACAUGGUGAGGGGGAAUAGGAAAAGGGGUAGGAUGUGACUGUGGGUUGCUGUGGGAAGGGCCCCAGGUCAGUUCCCUCCCCCUUCCUCUCCAGGUGCAAGCAGGACAACUGGCUGCCUUACCAGGGUCAGUGUCAUCCCUGGGGCCCAAGGCUGUGUUCUGUGUCUUGCACAACUGUGCCCAGGCAGGAAAGAUUCUUGUAUCUUCUCUUAAAAUUCCUGCUCCUCAAUGCCUUCAGCAUGGAGUCUAAAGUUUUCUGCCUGGCUUUCAAGACUCUACAUGUAGGCCAAGCAUAGUGGCUCAUGCCUGUAUCCCAACACUUUGGGAGGCUGAGGCGGGUAGAUCAUGAGG